Molecule: messenger RNA, 858 nt
Organism: Aureobasidium namibiae CBS 147.97
Lineage: Eukaryota; Fungi; Ascomycota; Dothideomycetes; Dothideales; Saccotheciaceae
Product: LUC7-domain-containing protein
Exons: 2
Coding region: 1-858 (285 amino acids)
Biological process (GO): mRNA splice site recognition
Cellular component (GO): U2-type prespliceosome; U1 snRNP
Molecular function (GO): mRNA binding
Source: RefSeq, a predicted model, not a curated record
AUGGCCGCUGAGCAAAGAAAGCUGCUGGAGCAGCUCAUGGGCGAGCAAUUGCUCGCUGGUCCUGGCGCAUCGCGCGCUCCUCAAUUAUCCAUCACAGACACAAAGGUGUGCCGCUCCUACCUUGUCGGCACCUGUCCUCACGACCUGUUUACCAACACCAAACAAGAUCUCGGUCUGUGUCCAAAGACACAUAGCGAAGCCCUGAAGUCCGAGUACGAAAACGCAGACGACCAACAAAAGCGCAAAUGGGGCUUCGAGUUCGACUACAUGCGCGACAUGCAAAAAUACAUCGACGACUGCAAUCGCCGCAUCGAUAGUGCACAGCGUCGCUUGGAAAAGACUCCCGAUGAGAUACGCCAAACAAACGCCCUCUUGAAGCAGAUUGGCGAAUUGUCGCGGAACAUCGAGGAUGGCCUGGUCGAAGUCCAGAUCCUGGGCGAAUUGGGCAGUGUCAAUACCGCCGUCACAGAAUACUUCCGUAUCAGACAACAAAAACAACUGAAGGAGGAUCGCGAACGUGAGCUCAAGGCUCUAUCCGACACAUCAGGUCCCUCGGGUCACCAGAAGCUCCAAGUCUGCGACGUGUGUGGCGCAUACCUCAGUAGACUGGACAACGAUCGCAGAUUGGCGGAUCACUUCUUCGGAAAGAUGCAUCUCGGUUAUGCCCAGAUGCGCAAGACGUACCAGCAACUACAGAAGGAUCUCCAAGGUCGUCAACCGCCCAUCCGCGACGAGCCUUCUGGUCCUAGAGGAGGUUACGACGACAGAGACUAUGGUGGCCGUAGCGGUGGUUACGGCAGCAGACGAGGAGGAGGAGGUGGCGGUGGCUUUGGAAGAAGAGGAGGUGGCAGAUGGUGA